UUGUUGUGUUGACCUGCCAGUCAGUCAGCAAAACGUCAAAGUUAUUAAAGAUUUAUUAAAGUUAUGGCUCCGGUUUCUAACCCAGAGAAAGAUAUGGAUGCUCCUGAUGCUCCCGAUGCUCUGGAUGGCGAUGCUGGAGGGCUGGCCAUGUCUCGCUCCAGACGAGAGAAGAAGGAGAAGACGGGCAGGAAAUCUGCUCUGGAGCAACUGAAGAAAGCCAAGAGAGGCGAGAAGAUCAAAUAUGAGGUGGAAAAGUUUUCCAGUGUGUACGAAGAGGUGGACGAGCAGCAGUACUCUGAGAUGGUACGAGGACGACAAGAGGACGACUGGAUCAUUGAUGACGAUGGGACGGGAUACGUGGAGGACGGGAGAGAAAUCUUUGACGAUGAUUUGGACGAUGAUGUAGUAGAAAACAACAAAGGAAAGGCCGGUUCCAAAGGAGCAGCCUCAAAGAAAAAUAUGAAGAAAUCUGUCGUCGCCAAGUCCAACACCAUCAAGAGCCUCUUCAUGAACAGCAAUGUGAAGAGACCGACUGAGAAAGACGUGGAUCUGUCAAAAGAUGACCUAUUGGGAGACAUCUUACAGGACCUGCACUCUGAGAAACCGUCUCUUCUCACUCCUCCUCCAGGGAUCACUCUGAAGAAGAAGAAGAAGUCCCUGGGAUCCCCCAUGAAUCCCUUUUCCAUCAAGCAAAAGGAGUCACCGUCAGCUAGCGGGCAGAAGGCGAAGGUUAUCAUCAGACCGCCGCCCUCUGACCCGACCCCCAGACCUUCAUCCCGCCUCCCCUCCUCUUCAUCAGCUCCUCCUGUGAAGAAGAAGGUGGCGGAAGUGGAGAAGAUGGAGGAAGAGCAAGCGGACGACGCUCUGGGGUUCGAUGAGGUGGACUUUGACGAGCCGAUGGAGGUCGGACUUGAGGACGAGAAGCCUGCGAUUAAAGAUGAUCCCGAGCCUUCGUCUGAAGCUGCAGAAGUGAAGGUGGAGCCGAAAGCAGAUCCUCAGGAUCCUGUCUUAGUGUCCAGCAGGGCGGGCAGCUCGUGGGGUCAGGAGGAGGAAGGAGGGGUCAGCGAGUCUCAAGUGGAGGUGCAGGUCGACUCCAGCAAACUCCCGCUGGUGGAGGGAGCGGACGGGGAGCAGGUUUUCCGCUUCUAUUGGUUAGACGCCUUCGAAGACGCCUACAACCAACCAGGUGUGGUGUACCUGUUUGGAAAAGUGUGGAUUGAGUCUGCAGAGUCUCACGUCAGCUGCUGCGUCUCCGUCAAGAACAUCGAGAGGACCAUGUACCUCCUGCCGAGGGAAUAUAAAGUGAACACAAAGAACGGGGAGGUGUCCGACUCUCCCGUGGGAAUGAUGGACGUCUAUCAGGAGUUUAACGAACUCUCUGAGAAGUUCAGGAUCAUGAAAUUCAAAUCUAAGAAAGUGGAGAAGAGCUACGCCUUUGAAAUCCCCGACAUUCCCUCUCAGAGCGAGUACCUGGAAGUCAGAUAUUCUGUGAGUGGACGCAUCUCAUCUUGUGGUUUUAGAGGAUACUGGGAGAUGUUUGCGAUCGCGCCCCCCUGCCCCACCAGGCUGUUGCGGAGGUGCCCCAGGUCCGAGGCAGAUGAUGAGUUCAGGGUCCAGUUUGAACACAGGACACACGAGUCGUCUGACAGGAAAGGAUCAGCCACCAGCGGACUGACCAGCGCUCCAACGCCUAUGAAGAAAUGCAAGGCCUGGGAGCUGAUGAGCCAGCCGGUCAGCUGGUGCAAAGUGGAGGCUCUCGCUGUGAGGACGGAUCUCGUCUCGGUGGUCAAAGACCUGUCGCCGCCCCCCAUAACCGUCAUGUCCAUCAGCCUGAAGACCAUCCAGAACCCAAAGACACACCACAACGAGAUCGUGUCUCUGGCGGCUCUCAUCCACUAUGAGUUCCAGAUGGAUAAAGCUCCUCCUCAACCUCCGUACCAGGCAAACUUCUGUGUGGUCAGUAAACCGGUUGACUGUAUCUACCCCUACGACUUCAAAGAUGCCGUGAAGAAAAAGAACGGUAAAGUGGAGAUCGCUUCUACAGAGCGGACUCUGCUCGGCUUCUUCCUCGCCAAGAUGCACAAAAUCGACCCCGAUGUUCUGGUGGGUCACGACAUCUUUGGCUUCGACCUGGAAGUGAUUCUGCAGAGGAUCAACGUGUGCAAGGUGCCCCACUGGUCUAAGAUCGGACGCCUCAGGAGAUCAAACAUGCCCAAACUAGGG
Messenger RNA from Notothenia coriiceps (black rockcod), 2223 nucleotides. Its product is annotated as DNA polymerase alpha catalytic subunit-like. Gene Ontology annotation, biological process: leading strand elongation; lagging strand elongation; mitotic DNA replication initiation. Gene Ontology annotation, cellular component: alpha DNA polymerase:primase complex. Lineage: Eukaryota; Metazoa; Chordata; Actinopteri; Perciformes; Nototheniidae. Gene Ontology annotation, molecular function: single-stranded DNA binding; DNA-directed DNA polymerase activity; chromatin binding. The record is from RefSeq and is a predicted model, not a curated record. The transcript is spliced from 19 exons. The annotation marks the transcript as partial.